AUGAGCCUCCCGAUUCUGCCACGCCCGGCGGAUAACAGCACCGCCCAGUCCCUCUGCCUCACGAUCUGCGGCUACCGACGCCCGGGAAUGAGCGAGGUCGACUACCGCCAGCAUAUGACGCAGGUCUCCGCUCCAAUGACCGCAGAUCUAAUGGUCAAGUACGGAGUGAAGCGCUGGACGAUGAUCCACAAUACCACCGAAAGUCGGGCGCUCAUGGAUCAACUGAUCGAUCCGCAGAUGGCCAACAUCGCCGACUUCGAUUGCUUCAGCCAGGUGGUGCUUCACGACCUGGCGGGCUACAAGCGGCUGAAAGAGGAUUCCUGGUACCGGGAGCAUCUGGUCGGUGAUCAUGAGAAAUUCGCCGACACGCGGCGCAGCAUGAUGACCAUCGGGUGGGUGACGGAGAUCGUGCGUGAUGGGCAGGUAGUGAAGCACAGCACUAUACCCCAUCCUAUGGUUGCACCGGCCCUGAGGAUGAGGCGGAGGAGCUCCUUCGACCCGCACGUAGCCGCGGUGAUGACAGGCUCGAUUCUCACCGGUGCCAUGCUAUCCCUCUCGUUCAUCGCUGUCCCCGUCCUCCUCGACACAACCACUCACCCCCCGCAACUUCUCCACCAGUGGAGCCGACUGCAUCACUAUGGCCACGUCGUGCUCCCCUCCACUACCAUCCUAACCGGCCUGCUGUACAUCUACGCAGCGGUUUGCUACCACCAGAGGUCCAGCCGAAGGUGGGGCGCGCUGGCCCUCGCCGGGGUGCUGACGGUGGCUAUAGCUCCCUUUACGUGGCUGGUUAUGGCGCCCACCACUCAUGAGCUGUUUCGAUUGCAGGCCGUCACUGGUCAAAUGGAACUGGUAGGCAUGGCAAUUGGCCGAGCGCAGGCCUUGGUCAGUCACUGGCGGAAUCUGCAUAUGGUGCGGUCUUUGUUCCCCUUGCUGGGGGCGAUAAUUGGGGCCGUCGCAUUGGUGGGGUCAUAGUCGGUCUGGCUUCGGAACCCGCCAGCUAGAGAUUCUCAGUGGGGAGGCAGAGGGCGAUGACCGAGACUGGGAUCUCCCGACGGGUCAGCAAGACCCAGCGAAGGGGGAAUGGUAGGCGCCGCCGAAGAAGCCAAAGUCACACCU
Molecule: messenger RNA, 1119 nt
Organism: Aspergillus fijiensis CBS 313.89
Lineage: Eukaryota; Fungi; Ascomycota; Eurotiomycetes; Eurotiales; Aspergillaceae
Exons: 3
Coding region: 1-975 (324 amino acids)
Molecular function (GO): oxidoreductase activity
Source: RefSeq, a predicted model, not a curated record